Molecule: messenger RNA, 4474 nt
Organism: Rhincodon typus (whale shark)
Lineage: Eukaryota; Metazoa; Chordata; Chondrichthyes; Orectolobiformes; Rhincodontidae
Gene: akap9
Product: A kinase (PRKA) anchor protein 9
Exons: 15
Coding region: 66-4460 (1464 amino acids)
Biological process (GO): signal transduction
Molecular function (GO): molecular adaptor activity
Source: RefSeq, a predicted model, not a curated record
UGUCGGUAGGCGCUGCUAACGUGUCACUGACUGAGCUCCACUCCCUCCCUCCCUCUUACACAGUCAUGGAAGACGAGGAGAGACAGAAGAAAUUGGAGGCCGGCAAAGCCAAGCUUGCCCAAUUUCGACAACGGAAAGCCCAGGUCGACCUUCAUAAUCCGGGAAAAAAACAAAAGAGAAAGAAAAAAGUAGUAAACAAACCGGAGGAGCAAGUGGAAUACGUCACAACUAAACAUCAGCAACAGGAUGCUAAAACUAGGGCAGAGAGUGGUCCACCAGGAGAUGGAGAGUUCAUAAUUAAUAGGAUUUUACACAGUGGAGAUGUAAUCAAACAGGACCAGACUUAUAUGUUUGAGCCAGAAAGUGAAGUGUCUACUACAGCUGAUGACUAUACAUCAGAGGCAAAUGGUUGUUGUACAGUGCAACAAGAAACGGUAUUUAAAGCAGAAGAUAUGAUGAGGGAAGAGGAUUUUAGCAUAUCAAGAACUUGUUCUGAAAAUGAUGCGCAGCCCUUUCAGACAAGACUUGAAAUAAUGGAGGAAGAUUUAACUGCAAAACAACAAGAGAUUGAAGAGCUGAACAGAGAGCUGGAAGAGCUGAGAGGGGUUUUCGGUAAAGAAGGUUUCCAGCAGCUACAGGACUUUGAAGCUGCAGUCAAAGCGAGAGAUGGUAUUAUUACUCAGCUUACUGCUAAUCUACAGCAAGCUAGGAAAGAAAAGGAUGAGAUUCUUCAAGAAUUUUUGGAUUUAACAGAGCAAAGUCAAAAACUACAAAUUCAGUUUCAACAGACUGACAAUGAAAAGACUGAUAAUACGUUGAAGUUGAAUAGCAAAGACCAACUAAUUGAACAACUUGAAAAAACAGUUAAAGAACAUGAAAAUGCUACAUUAUUCUUGAAAGAUAAGAUGCUUGCUUCUGAUAAAUUAGUUCAAGAUUUAAAUGAACAGAUAUUGCAAAAGAAUGAAGAGGCUGAGAACCUGAGAACAGAAUUGACGAGCUCAAAGCAAAGGGAGAGACAGUCAUCAGAUGAAAUAAAACAGUUAAUGGGUACUGUAGAAGCACUUCAGAAACGCUGUCACAUGGGCAAUUUGUCUGAAUUAGAAGCGAUACAAAGAAUUGAAAUAGAAAGUCAUCGAAAAAUGGAGCAACUUCAAGCAGAAUUGGAUGAGAUGUAUGGUAAACAAAUCGUGCAGAUGAAACAAGAAUUGCAGCAGCAGCAUACUUUAGAGAUUAGGAAACUUACCGAACAACAUAAAACUGAAAUGGAAACAGCUUUGGGUCGUUCUGUUAAUAAUUUAGUCAAUGAGGAACAAAUUGAUGUGUUAAAUGUGGCAAUCAAUGAAUUAAAUGCCAAGUUAAGAGACUCUCAUUUUCAGAGAGAUCAAAUAAGGCAAGAACUGACACAACAGCUGGAAAGAACUUCUGAAGAAAACAUACAGCUACAGAACCAAGUUCAAGAACUCUUAGGAGAGCUCAACUUCACAAAAGAUCAAAUUCGGAGAGCCUCAGAAAGCAUUGCUGAUCAGAAAUGCAAAGCACGUGAAGUGGAAGAACUGAAAGACAUGGUUGAACAAUUGAAAGCCGAACUAUUAGCUACUUCAGAGUCUAAUAAAGAGCUGGAAUCUGAGCACGAGGCGGAAAUUACCAAUUAUAAAAUUAAGCUCGACAUGCUGGAGAGGGAAAAAGAUGAAGUCUUGGACAGAAUGGCUGAAUCUCAGGAAGCUGAAUUAGAAAGAGUAAGGACUCAACUUCUCUUUAGUCAUGAGGAAGAGCUAUGCAAACUAAAAGAAGACCUAGAAAGGGAGUAUAAAUUAAACAUUUGUAAUCUUCAAGAAGAUUUGGCCAUGAAACAGAGUCAGCAAUUAGAAAAUUUGCAAACAGAAUUUAGAAAAGAAAUGGAAGAAAUGAAAUGUGAAAGGGAUAAUGUUGUAAUUAAAAAUAACCAACUAUUAUCUGAGAUUGCUAUAUUGAAAGAGGAACUGCAGAUAUCAAUUAAAAAUGAUAAACUGGAAGCAACACAUUUACAAAUACUUGAACUUGAAACAGAAAUUGAAGCACUAAGAGAAGUUGAGAAAGAAAAGAGUACACUAGAAAAGGGAAUACUGGAGCUACAAGUCAGGAAUAAAGUUUUGGAGGAACAGUUCACUGACCAAGAAGCUGUGCAGAUGAAAAUCACUAGUCUUCAAAAGGAAAAUGAAGGUCUUAAAGAAAUCAAAAAACAACUGGAAGAAAAGUUGAAAAUUCAUUUUGUACCUGAAGAAAGUAAGUUGGCAUCAGUUGAUGAAGAUGAUCUUUCAGAAAUGAAAGAACAGAUCGAAAGGCUUACAGCAGUUAAUGGGCAACUCGAAGCCCGGGAGAGAGCGCUUCGUGAGGAGGUUGAGAGACAAAGGAACACCUUUUCUUUUGCUGAGAAAAAUUUUGAAGUUAACUUUCAAGAAUUACGUGAUGAAUAUGAUUGUCUAUUGAAAAUGAAGUCACACACAGAAGAAAGGAUGUUUAAGCAAGAAGCUGAAUAUGAAGCUAAAUUAAAGGUCUUAAAUGAACAGCUCCAACUGUUAAAGUCAGACACAGAAAAUUGCACAGUGAAAAAUGAAGUGCAGCUAGACAAAACACUCGAUGGUUCCAGUACCCAACCAAUAGAAGUUAUUGAAAAAGAUGCAACUGAACUAAUGGAGAAACUUGAGAUAGCUCAGCAGGAUAAGCAUGAGCUCUCAAAGAGACUGACCGAUCUUUCAGAGGUUUUGAUUUUGAGACAGAAUGAAAUUUUACAUUUGAAAGAGGAACUAACAUUUCUAAAAGGGCAAGCCAAAGAAAGGUGUGAGGAAACUGCCCGAAUUGAGAGUCAGAAAGUACCAGAUGUUGAAGUAGAGACCCAAGAACACAAGCAAAUGUCCCAAACAAAUUUAAUAAAAGCAAAGAAUGAAUAUCAGUCUAAAGAACCAUCUUUUAUUGUUUCCUGUGAUUUAAAAGAACAUGAGCAACAGAAAGAAGAUCUAAUGGAACAACUAAUUUCACUACAAAAUUCGAUGAAGAUUCUUGUUUCAGAAACAGAUGAGAUGAAACAAAAUCAGAUUAACUUUAUUCAAGAAAAAGAGUCUUUACUAACCCAAAUUAAGCACUUAGAGGAGAAACUGGCAUCUGAGUCCUUAGGCAAUCCACAGACUGAAAUGGACCAUCUUAGGCGUCAGCUGGAGUCAGCUCGAAAUGAGCAGUUGGGAUUGGCUGAACUUGUACAGCAGAAAAUGUUGCUAGAAGAAACCUUUCACAAAGAAAGAGAGGAGAUGAAAAAUGCCCUAAUUAUAACUCAGCAGGAGAAGUUAGAACUGGAGAAGAAGAUUGAAGCACAAAUUGGAGUUUCUACUUGUGAACAGCAUACUGAAUUGGGGGCAAAUCAGGCAAAAGACAUGGAACACAAAGUUCAGGCAUAUACUGCUUUUGAUCAAGGUUACAAGACACAACUGGAACAAACUAAACUGCAGGCAGAGGCAGAGUUAAAACUACAGUUGGAGGCUCAGCGCAUUAGUCUUGCACAGGUUUAUGCUACUCAACUGGAGCUUGUACAGGACAGUUUGAAAAAUGAAAAAGAAAUUGCUCUUGAAAGACUUCGAGAGAAGCUCACAGCCUCUCACUCUUCAGAAAUAAGGCAGCUUCAAGCAUUAUCCCAGCAGGAAUUACAGCACGUCAAAGAAUCGCACAAAGACUUUGAAGAAUGUUCACAAGCCUUGAUGGAGAAACUCAACAAGAAGAUUUCAGAUGAAUGCAUGCAACUCACCCAGUUAUUUGCCGGUGUACUGAUCGAAGGUAAUUUGAUAGAAAACAAAGAACAUCAGGAUCGGUCUGAGAAAUGUUUAAUUUUGGGAAAUAAAGACUAUCUUGAUGAGGGAACCCGAGUGCACAAGGACCUCCUGGAAGGAGCAAGAGCACUGCAAAAAAAUCUACAGGUGCUGCAAAGGAAACUACAUGAGGAAUACAAUCAACUGAGAGUUCUCCAAACGCAAUUAACUAAUGAUUUCAAAAAGAUUGAAGACUUCCAGACUACUUACGUAAAUUUGCAAUUUCAAAGUCAAGAAGAAAAUGCUAGUUUACGAAUGCAAAUAGAAAGUCCAUGUGCUAGUUCUCAAGACCUUAAUGAUCUUAAGGAGCAGUCACAGGUCCAAUCAGCUCAGCUUGAAGAUAUUGAAAAGCUAAAGCUGGAAUUUUGCCAACAGAAGGCUGAGUUAGAGAACCAACGUGUAGAAGAAAUAAAUGAUCUGAGGACUUCUCAUGAGCAACAAUGCAAGGAAAUGGAGAAGAAAUAUAUAGCAGAGAUUUUCUCUCUACAGGAAAAACUACAGAACUUAACUAGCUUACUUUCUCAAUGCAGUGGAGGGUUAGUGGUGGAAUCGAUGUGCCAGUUAGAGUGGGCCGUAUGCAGCAUGGCAGCUUCUCACAGUGACUGGAGGUGGUGGUGGCAGAAUUAGUAGCAGCAGGCAUG